AUGCGCGCCUCAGGUAAAGGCUUAAAGGGCGCCAGUUCUGUGGCCCACCUCCCCGCCCAAAGCUUGCUAGGCUGUUGCUGGGUAUGUGGACCAGGGACUGGAUCACUGUCCCAGCCAGGUCCUGACACCUGGCCUUUGCAGAGUGGCGGGUAUGAUCUCAACCUCUUCGCCAGCCCUCCUGACAGCAACUUUGUGUGCUCCGUCUGCCAUGGGGUUCUCAAGAGGCCAGCAAGGUUGCCAUGCAGCCACAUCUUCUGCAAAAAGUGCAUCUUCCAGUGGCUAGCCAGACAAAAGACCUGUCCGUGCUGUAGGAAAGAGGUGAAAAGGAAAAAGAUAGUCCGCGUGAAUAAACUCCGGAAAACCAUUGGCCGCCUGGAAGUCAAGUGCAAGAAUGCCAACGCUGGCUGCAUAGUGACGUGCCCCCUGGCCCAUCGCAAGGGGCACCAGGACUCAUGCCCCUUCGAGCUAAUGGCCUGCCCCAACGAGGGCUGCACCUCGCGCGUGCCGCGUGGGGCCCUGGCAGAGCACCGGCAGCACUGCCAGCAAGGAUCCCAGCAGCGCUGCCCCCUGGGCUGCGGGGCCACGCUGGACCCGGCCAAGCGCGCUCGCCACAACUGCUACCGGGAGCUGCACAAUGCCUGGAGCGCGCGCCAGGAGCGCAGUCGGACCCUGCUGCUGUGCCUUCUGCGGCGCGUGCGCUGGCUGCACCGAGCCACCAGCGUCGUUCGCCGAGAGCUGGCGGAGCUCAGCAACUUCUUGGAGGAGGACACCGCUCUGCUGGAGGGCACCUCACAGGAGGAGGCCAAGGUCGCCCCAGAAGGCAACGCUGGGGCUGAGGUGGUGGGGGAGCCCAGGGCCAACGUACCUUGUAAAUAGGUCAAUAAAAGCGGAGCCCAGG
Molecule: messenger RNA, 898 nt
Organism: Cercocebus atys (sooty mangabey)
Lineage: Eukaryota; Metazoa; Chordata; Mammalia; Primates; Cercopithecidae
Gene: RNF151
Product: ring finger protein 151
Exons: 4
Coding region: 1-876 (291 amino acids)
Biological process (GO): tumor necrosis factor-mediated signaling pathway; protein K63-linked ubiquitination; regulation of canonical NF-kappaB signal transduction
Cellular component (GO): plasma membrane signaling receptor complex
Molecular function (GO): zinc ion binding
Source: RefSeq, a predicted model, not a curated record